Molecule: messenger RNA, 1387 nt
Organism: Setaria italica (foxtail millet)
Lineage: Eukaryota; Viridiplantae; Streptophyta; Magnoliopsida; Poales; Poaceae
Product: homeobox-leucine zipper protein ROC6-like
Exons: 4
Coding region: 332-1339 (335 amino acids)
Molecular function (GO): DNA binding
Source: RefSeq, a predicted model, not a curated record
CGAGCGCGUCGCUAAUUCCUUCGAUCCGAAGCUCCGAGCAGCAGUUGCGCCGCCGCUUAAACCCUAGCCGCCAGUAGCCAUCCACGCUCCGGUGCUGUUCGCUGCUCCAUUCGGCGGCGAUCUCCGGCCUCCACGCAUGGCUCCACAUCCUGGGUGCUCCGAUCCCUCCCGCUCCCGCUCCCGCAUCGCCCACAUCCCUCCGCGGCUCCGGCCACCUUUGUAUGCCCCCCGGCUGCCUGCCUACUCGCCCAGCUGUGAGCACCGAGCAGUGAGGCAAACGCGAUGUAGGCCAACAUAAGAUGCAUUUACCCCUAGUUGGUACUUGGUCACCAUGGAGAAAGGGGGUCAACAAGCCAAUGAGAACCGACAUUGUCUGGACUUCGGAAAUGACCCCUCCCAUAAGCUAUGGAACAACCAGGAGGAUGCAAUUGAGGACCGCUUGGGAGAUGAGGGCUAUGCCCACACUGAUCCUGAAGAUGAGGACUAUGUUCCUGAGUGCAAGCCCUCAAAGCCUGUUAAGCGCAAGCGCCUCACACCACAGCAGACUCAAGAACUCAUGGCUGUGUAUGGCACGUGUACUCACCCAGAUGCCGAGAAACUGGAGGCACUUGGCACAAAGAUUGGUUUGGAGCCAUGUCGGGUGAAGGUCUGGUUCCAAAACAGACGCCCUCAAAUGAAGAAGAAGGCUCAGGUGGAGCAAAACAAACAGAUUCAGCAAGAGAAUGCUUCACUGCUGGCUGAGAACCAAUCACUCCGUCAGGCCAUGCUGAUUCAGUCAUGCAUCACAUGUGGUGGCAAGACACUGCCCUCCGAUCCAUUGGCAGAGAAGCAGCGCUUGCUCAUCGAGAAUACAAGGCUCCAGGAUGAAUGUCUGCGUGCUUCUGUUGUCCACGGCAAGAUUAUCCACACUUCUGCUUUCACAAAACCCGCGCCGUGGAUCAUCAGCAGCGGAGUUGAUCGUGAAGCACUUCGCCGUCACGCAGAUACAUCUAUGGAGCAGUUUCUGGUGCUCGCAACCAAGGGGGAGCCGAUGUGGCUACCUACCACUGACAGCGAAAUGCUUAACUAUGAGUACGGAGCCAGAAUGUCUCCGUGCUUGUUUGGGCUCCGCCCCGAGGGGUUUGUCGUGGAGGCAACCAGGGACACUGCCAUGGUUUGGGGCACUGCUACUGACCUCGUUGGCAUCCUGAUGGACACGGUACGUAUCUGCUCCAUUUUUCCGGUAACACACUUUGGGUUCUCAUGUGUACUAUAUAUAUGUGUCCUUGUGCGUAUGUCUUUGUCGUUUUACAGGCUCGCUGGUCUGAGACGUUUCCAGGGGUCGUGGCAAGUGUGGUAGCUGGUGAUUUUGUAUCCACUGGCAUUUUUGCUUCAUGCGAUGGGCAGA